UGAACUAACCCUGGAACAUAACCUGAGCAGGUCCGACCGAGUCCGACAGUCGAGCCCUUGAAUUCAGCCAAGUACACCUGGCUGCAGAAACGCGCGUGUGUCCGCGACUCCGUGCGCGCGCACGCGCGCGCUGCGCUGUCUCGCGACAUGUGGCGUCACAAGAGUGCGAUUGUUUCUCUUUGGAUGUCAGUUCAACCAGUCAGUCCACUGUACUGCGAUAACCAGGAUGUAGGUGUGACGGAGCAGGUAAACGCGUCAUGUGGUGACACACCUGUUUGAGCUCAUUCUGUCAUAUCUGCUGGUUAAGGAGUGCCACGCUGUAAGAUUCACAACAACUCGGCGUUCAUAUAUUUGUCUUUUCAGCUAAAUCUACAGAGGGCCAGAUGCGAGGUCUGUGUGCGCUGCUGUGCUUCGGCCUGGUGGGGGCGCUCCCGUUAAAGCAAAAGUUGGCUGAGCAAGGCCCGCCAGCAACCAAGAUCCAUGGACACCAGUGGGUGACGGAGAACUGCCGCCGGCUCUCCAACCUCCUGAAGCAAAAGAGCUCAGCCAUACGGAAACUAGGUUCGGCCGCGGCGAUGGUGGAGCGGGACAAGACGCUGUCGCAAGGAGAGAAGCUGUUCCGUGUGCACACGCUGGAGAUCUUUCAGAGGGAGCUGAACGAGAGCGAGCACUCGCUCUUCCAGGCCGUGGACGGGCUCCAGAGAGUGUUGAAGGGAAACUUCAGAGACGUGGUCAACAUGAAGGAGAGCAGCAGGCAGAGACUGGACGCCCUCAGAGAAGCCGCCAUCAAAGAAGAGCAGGAGUACAUGGAGUUGGUGGCAGCUGAGAAACACCAGCAGGAGGUGCUGAGGGAGGCGCGGGACAUUAAUAAAACCCUCUCUAUGUUGGAUGAGAUCCUGGAGGACGUUCGGAAGGCUGCGGACCGACUGGAGGAGGAGAUCGAAGAUCACGCCUUCGACAACAACAAACAGAUGAAGGGGGUGAACGUGGAGGCCGUUCUGAGAGUGGAGGAGGAUGAAGACGACAGUAAGAGGAAGAACGCGUCCAGACAGAUGCACAAGGGCAAUCUGGGGCUCAGCAUGCUGAUAGACUCCCAGAAUAACCAGUAUGUGCUGACCAAACCGCGUGACUCCACCAUUCCCCAUGCUGACCAUCACUUCAUCAAGGAUCUGGUGUAUGUGGUGAUGUUGUCUUUGCCGUGUGGAUGGUUCUGCACAAUGCUGGGUCUGCCGCCCAUGUUUGGUUAUAUCAUCUGUGGAGUUCUGCUCGGGCCGUCCGGACUCAACAGCAUUAAAUCGGUGGUUCAGGUGCAGACGUUAGGAGAGCUGGGUGUGUUUUUCACUCUUUUUGUGGUUGGUCUGGACUUUUCCCCUGAACGACUCCACAAGGUGUGGAAAAUCUCCGUCCAGGGUUCUGGAUAUUUAAGUCUUCUGAUGGUGGCCGCCGGGCUUUUUUGGGGUCAGCUGCUCGCUCUUCCCCCGACGCAAACCGUCUUCAUCUCCAGCUGUCUGUCUCUAUCCAGCACCCCGCUGGUGUCUCGCUUUCUCGCAGGAGGAUCCAGAGGGGAAUCAAAAGAUGGUGAGCUGGAUUACAGCAGUGUUUUACUGGGCAUGCUGGUCAUGCAGGAUGUUCAGAUGGGGUUGUUGAUAGCCGUCAUGCCCACCUUGAUUCAAGGAGACACUGAAGACACGGACAGCGUUGUGAUGGCCACGCUGCAUGUUCUAUUUCUUCUGGCUCGGGUCGUGGCGUCACUAGCGGUGGUGCUGAUGUUGUGUUGGCUGAUCAAGUCUCAUCUGGUUGGCCCGUUCUACAGAAAGCUGCAUGCGGAGAGUAAAGGAAACAAAGAGAUCCUGGUGCUGGGCACCACAGCGUUUGUCUUCCUGAUGCUGACCGUUACAGAAUGGAUGGACGUGUCUAUGGAACUGGGCUGCUUCCUGGCAGGUGCACUUCUCUCCUCACAAGGUCAUAUGGUCACUGCUGAGGUCAUGAGCUGUGCUGAACCUAUCAGAGAUUUUCUAGCCAUCAUCUUCUUCGCAUCUAUUGGAUUGCAUGUUUUCCCAACCUUUGUCCUGUAUGAGUUAACCAUCCUGUUAGUCCUCACCUUCACUGUGGUGAUUAUGAAGCAUUCUCCCCUCGAGCUCGCAACACAUACGCUGGGUGGUGUCUGCCGGACUGGCGCAGGUCAGCGAGUUUUCCUUCGUUCUGGGCAGUCGAGCCCGACGGACGGGUAUCAUCUCUCGAGAGGUGUACCUGUUGGUUCUCAGCGUCACCACGUUAAGUCUUCUCCUCGCGCCCGUGUUGUGGAGAGCCGCCACGCUGAAGUACAUUCCCCGCAUGGAGAGAAAACUGUUCACCUGACCGAUGAGCUGUCAGAACCAGAGGCUCGUGGUUUGCUUUCUUUCCUAGAGAACAGAAAGACUGAUGGACAGGAGAUGUUCACGUCAAACCCUUUGGGGUUAAUGUUCUCCCUCGUGUCUCUCUUUAAUGCAUCAUAUUGAUGAUAAUCACAGAAUCCGAAAGAACUUCCCGAAGUUCAAUCGAUGCAAAUAUUUCUGAAUAAUGAUAAAGUGCAUGGUGCGCAGAAAGGACUUUUAUAAUGUUUAGGUAUAAUAUAUGACCAAAAUGUUAUUUAUUACUAUAUUAUACUGUAUGUGCCUUGAGCUGUCAACAUACAAACCAAAUAAUGUAGCUGUUAAAAUGUAAGGCAGUAAGCAAUGACUUGAUUAAUGAACAGGACAGCUUUUACAUUAUUUAGAACAAAAUCGAAUUAUUUUUAAAUGUAACUAAUAAUUUCUCUGGAUUGUGUGUGUAAAAUUGUGAUAAAAAAAUCAGGUCGAAAGUCUACUGUACCUUCGGGGUUUUAAUUAAAUGUUGAUGCUGAUAAAAUGUUAUCAGUAUAUGUGUUCUCUGGGAAUAAACCCAUGACCUCACUGUUGCUGACGCACUUUAACAUGCAUAUUAUUUAAUGAAAAUGAAAAA
Molecule: messenger RNA, 2979 nt
Organism: Triplophysa rosa
Lineage: Eukaryota; Metazoa; Chordata; Actinopteri; Cypriniformes; Nemacheilidae
Gene: slc9d1
Product: transmembrane and coiled-coil domains 3
Exons: 14
Coding region: 384-2498 (704 amino acids)
Biological process (GO): potassium ion transmembrane transport; proton transmembrane transport
Cellular component (GO): membrane
Molecular function (GO): potassium:proton antiporter activity
Source: RefSeq, a predicted model, not a curated record